UGAUCGUUUAUCUCUGGAACCCGCAGGUUGAGCUGUUCAGCUAGGACGGAAAACCCAGAGUUAAACCUCAAGUCACCACGAGAGUUUUGCAAAUCCGGGCUGGGUGGUGCAGGGGUAAAGUGGCUUCAGAAGAGGGCAGUAGAGCAACAUCCAGGAAGCAAGCUGCUGGUCUGCCGCCAAAACCCAAAGAAGACGAAGAAGAAGAAGAAGAAGAAGAGGUGUCUUUCAGGUAGACGUCUGUUUCGCCUGGGUCCAUGCUGUACGCGGUUGAGAAAGCACUUCUUUUUUUCCAGAACCAGCACCUCGUCCCGUGAGGGAAUCCACUCCUGAAGCGCAUUUUGCAGUUAGUUUUUUUCUGGUAGCACGGUGACGAAUUGUAAGAUUUCUCAAGGGCAGUGUCCCUGCGGUCGAUCUGUCACAAUGAUCACCAGAAGAAGAGGCCGUGCUGUCAACAACAAAGAGUCUCUGGAGGUUGAAGUGGUGGAUGCAGUGGAAACUGUAGAGGACCUCCCAAGUCCAUCUGAGGGCUUCUCAGCUGACGAUAUUGAGACGGGUGGAGUAGAGCUAGAUGACUUGUUUGGAAUCGAAGACUUAAAAUGGACAUUGGGAAGAGAGACUGUGUCUCCACUCUUCGAUAUGGAGUUCGCUGAUCUUGGCAUGUACUGUCCCAGGGACCAUGAUUCUGGAUUAGAAGCUUCAACGUCCUCAUCUCCAGAUAGAAUGACAUCUGACACGAAGCCCAAGAACAGACAGAACCAGUCAAUGCACAUGAUCAACAAAAAUGCUAUUGCUGCCAGAUUGAACCGCCUCAAGAAGAAAGAAUACGUCAACACCCUGGAGAAGAAAGUUGGCGGCCUGUCGACAGAAAACAACAUGCUCAAACAGGAAAAUUCUCAGCUGACCAAGAGAGUGGAAGAAUUGGAAGAUGAGACCAGGUACCUGAGAGCUGUGCUGGCCAAUGAGAGCAUGUUAUCCCAGCUCUUGUCCAGGCUGAGUGGUGUGAAUGGGAUGAAAUUAUCUUCCUCGCUUUUCCAGGGGCCCAACUCAAACGACCACGACUACGCCUUACCCAGGAAGCGUGUCAAAGUGGAGGAGAAAGAGACAUCUGGUGGCAUAUGUCUGCACGUGGACAAGAACCACGUCUCAGUGGAGUUCUGCACCAAGUGUGCAGAGAGUGCAAGCACAUCGCUCAAAAUGUAGGGUCAAGUACUAAUCUCUGUUUUCAGAUAUUGAGACUGAACUUGAUAUGGCUCAGUGUACUGAACUUUUUGAAGGUGGAUGAACACUGAAUUAGUUAAUAUUACCUAAGAACUGCUGAAUGUGCAUGUGUUUUUUGUGUGAUGAUGGAUUAAGUACACGUUACUGCUAAACCUUGUUGACAGUUUCUUCUAGGUAAUGGUUGAUCCACCAUGCGGGAUGAGUGGCUUUCUGAACACCUUAACCAGCUUGACUCCAUGUGGAUUCUGCUGGUGGAAGGCGAAGAGGCUGGACAAGCUGCUGCCAACGUGGCCUGGUAUUUUUUUAAAGGUAGUAUCGGUAACAAACGGUAUAAGUGAUUUUUUUUUUUUUACCAAAACUCCACAACAUCAGUAGCUUUAGGUCCAGUCAGUGCAGCUCAUGCAGCACUUUUGGAGGCUGACUGCAGCCGCAAUGCUACCAGAAGCUUACUAGUCUCACAAUGUCUUGUAUAUAUUUCUAUAUUGUAAUGUAUUCAAUACAUACAUUUUGGAUAAUUGUGAUAAAAUGUAAAUGUGUAUAUAACUUUGAAUAUAUAUUGUUUGAAGUAAAUGUCCUUUGAGAAAUGUUGGACAAAUAAAUCAUAUUUUCAUUAA
Scophthalmus maximus (turbot) is the source of this 1832-nucleotide messenger RNA. RefSeq names its product CREB/ATF bZIP transcription factor (gene crebzf). Gene Ontology annotation, cellular component: nucleus. The transcript has 3 exons. Gene Ontology annotation, molecular function: DNA-binding transcription factor activity, RNA polymerase II-specific; RNA polymerase II cis-regulatory region sequence-specific DNA binding. Gene Ontology annotation, biological process: endoplasmic reticulum unfolded protein response; regulation of transcription by RNA polymerase II. Lineage: Eukaryota; Metazoa; Chordata; Actinopteri; Pleuronectiformes; Scophthalmidae. The record is from RefSeq and is a predicted model, not a curated record. Bases 421 to 1200 code for a protein of 259 amino acids.